AUGUCGUCUCAAGAAGCUAUUUUUAACUCUUUUUUAACUAAAGAAACUUUUGAAGGUUUUGAAGAUAAUGAAAGAUAUACUAAAGAAUGGUUACCAAAAGUUGAAAAAUAUAGACAAGCAUUAGCAGAUUCUAUUCCAGAUUCAUGUAAAGCUCCAUUACCUAAACCGAUUGAUGAAUUAAUUAAUGAACAAUUUAAUGCUAUGGAUUAUAUGUAUUCUGCUAAAUUAUUAACUGAUGAUGAAUUUAAAAUUACAGAUACUCCAGCAUAUAAAUUAGUUGAACAAAUGUCCAAGGGUGAAUUAACAGCAGUUGAAGUUUAUAGAGCAUUUGCUCAUAGAGCUAUCAUUGCUCAUCAAUUUACAAAUUGUGCUAUGGAAUUUUUCUUUCAUGAAGGUUUACAACAAGCUGAAGAAAGAGAUGCUUAUUUUAGAGAAACUGGUAAAAUUGUUGGUCCGUUACAUGGUUUACCAUUUUCAUUAAAAGAACAUAUGGAUUAUAAAGGUAAAAUUACUCAUGCUGGUUAUGUUUCAAUGAUUGAUAAUAUUCCAGAAGAACAUGGUGUUACAGUUGAUAUUUUACAAAAAUUAGGUGCUGUUUAUUAUGUUAGAACUAAUGAACCACAAACUUUAAUGCAUUUAGAUUCAAAUAAUAAUUAUACUGGAUUAACUAAAUGUCCUUUCAAUUUAUUAUUAUCUGCUGGUGGUUCAUCAUCUGGUGAAGGUGCAAUUUCUGCAUUUGGUGGUGCUGCAUUAGGUAUUGGUUCUGAUAUUGGUGGAUCAAUUAGAUCUCCAGCUGCUUUUUCAGGUACUUUAGGUUUAAGAACUUCAACUAGAAGAGUUUCUGAUAUAGGCUCAGUUUCUGCAUUUGGUGGAUUUGAAACUGUUCCUUGUGUUAUGGGUCCAUUUGCAAGAUGUGUUGAAGAUAUUGAUUAUUGGAUGAAAUCUUAUUUAAAUGAAGGUAAACCAUGGGAAAGAGAUGGUUGGGUUUUACCAAUGCCAUGGAGACAAGUUGCAAAACCAGCCCCAAAAGAUUUGACAAUUGCAGUUACUCGUGAUGAUGGAUUAGUUAGAGUUUCACCACCAAUUAGAAGAGCAAUAAAUGAAGUUGUUGAAAAAUUAAAAGCUGCAGGUGUUAAAAUUGUUGAAUUUCAACCACCAAAUACUAAAUUAGCUUAUGAAACUCUUAAUAAAGCUUAUAAUUGUGAUGGUAAUUUAAUAUCAAAAGAAUUUUUAUCAGCUUCUGGUGAACCAUUAGUUAAAUUAACUAAAUGGAAUUUAAAUUUUGGUGAUGGUGCUAAACAAUAUACAAUUGGUGAAAAUAGACAAUUGAAUAUUAUUAGAGAUAAAUUAAGAACUGAAUAUACUAGAUAUUUAGUUGAUAACAAGAUUGAUUUUAUUUUAUCACCAACUUAUAAUAAUGUUGCUCCUCAUUCUGAAGAAAUUUAUAAUUGGUCAUAUACUGGAUUAUAUAAUAUUUUGGAUUUCCCAACUUUAGUUUUCCAAUCUGGUGUUUUCCAAGAUCCAAAUGUAGAUAGAUGGACUGAAGAAGAUUUGAAAUAUGAAUAUAGAUCAGAUUUAGAAAAAUUAGAAAAUGAAAAUUAUAAACCUGAUGAAUUUAUUGGUGCUCCUGUUGGUUUACAAUUAACUGGUAGAAGAUAUUUUGAUGAAGAGAUUGUUGCUGCUGGUAAAACUAUUGUUGAUGAUAUUUUAAAAGUUGAUUUAUUUAAACAUUAA
Molecule: messenger RNA, 1734 nt
Organism: Insectozyma verbasci
Lineage: Eukaryota; Fungi; Ascomycota; Pichiomycetes; Serinales; Debaryomycetaceae
Source: the annotation of a GenBank genome assembly